Perognathus longimembris pacificus (Pacific pocket mouse) is the source of this 5629-nucleotide messenger RNA. RefSeq names its product kalirin. The transcript has 34 exons. Gene Ontology annotation, cellular component: cytoplasm. Bases 132 to 5129 code for a protein of 1665 amino acids. The record is from RefSeq and is a predicted model, not a curated record. Gene Ontology annotation, biological process: axon guidance. Gene Ontology annotation, molecular function: guanyl-nucleotide exchange factor activity; protein binding. Lineage: Eukaryota; Metazoa; Chordata; Mammalia; Rodentia; Heteromyidae.
UCGGAGCCCCCGCGGCCGCCGGCUCCGCUCCGCGGCCACGGCCGCUGCGCCCUCCGCCCACCGGGCGCCGCUCCGCGCUCGGCCCCAGGCUUCGCCGGCGCCCGGCAGCCCGCGGACGCCCUUCCCCAGUCAUGAACCCCCCAGAGGGGGCGGCGGAGGAAGGGGGAGCAGCCGACUCGGACGUGGACGCCUUUUUCCGGACAGGGUCUUUUCGGAAUGAUGGUUUGAAAGCUUCUGAUGUCCUUCCUAUCCUAAAGGAAAAAGUGGCCUUUGUGUCUGGGGGCCGUGACAAGCGAGGUGGACCCAUCUUGACCUUCCCUGCUCGCAGCAAUCAUGACAGAAUAAGACAGGAAGACCUGCGGAAACUUGUGACGUAUCUGGCUAGUGUGCCAAGUGAGGACGUUUGCAAACGUGGCUUCACCGUCAUCAUCGACAUGCGGGGCUCCAAGUGGGACCUCAUCAAGCCCCUCCUCAAAACACUGCAGGAAGCCUUUCCAGCUGAGAUCCAUGUGGCCCUCAUCAUCAAACCUGACAACUUCUGGCAGAAACAGAAGACCAAUUUUGGCAGCUCCAAAUUCAUCUUUGAGACGAGCAUGGUAUCCGUGGAAGGCCUUACAAAGCUGGUGGACCCUUCUCAGCUGACAGAGGAAUUUGAUGGCUCCUUGGAUUACAAUCACGAGGAGUGGAUCGAGCUGCGACUUUCCCUGGAGGAGUUCUUCAACAGUGCAGUGCACUUGCUCUCACGCCUUGAGGACCUACAGGAGAUGCUGGCCCGGAAAGAGUUCCCUGUGGAUGUGGAGGGCUCUCGGAGGCUCAUUGAUGAGCAUACACAGCUCAAGAAAAAGGUGCUGAAGGCCCCAGUGGAGGAGUUGGACCGAGAAGGGCAGCGGCUAUUGCAGUGCAUCCGUUGCAGCGAUGGCUUCUCAGGGCGCAACUGCAUCCCAGGCAGUGCCGACUUUCAGAGCUUGGUACCCAAGAUCACCAGCCUCCUAGACAAGUUGCACUCCACCCGGCAGCACUUGCACCAGAUGUGGCAUGUGCGCAAGCUCAAGCUGGACCAGUGCUUCCAGCUACGGCUCUUUGAGCAGGAUGCUGAGAAGAUGUUUGACUGGAUAAGCCACAACAAGGAGUUAUUUCUCCAGAGCCACACGGAGAUUGGAGUCAGCUACCAGCAUGCCCUUGACCUCCAAACGCAGCACAAUCACUUCGCCAUGAACUCCAUGAAUGCCUAUGUCAACAUCAACCGCAUCAUGUCUGUGGCUUCCCGCCUUUCAGAGGCCGGCCAUUAUGCUUCCCAGCAAAUUAAACAAAUCUCCACCCAGCUGGACCAGGAGUGGAAAAGCUUCGCAGCUGCCCUGGAUGAACGCAGCACCAUCCUGGCCAUGUCAGCUGUGUUCCAUCAAAAGGCUGAGCAGUUCUUGUCGGGAGUGGACGCCUGGUGCAAGAUGUGCAGCGAAGGUGGCCUGCCAUCUGAGAUGCAGGACCUGGAGUUAGCAAUCCACCACCACCAAACCUUGUAUGAGCAGGUGACCCAGGCCUACACGGAGGUCAGCCAAGAUGGCAAGGCACUAUUGGAUGUGCUGCAGCGCCCGCUGAGUCCUGGGAAUUCCGAAUCCCUCACUGCCACAGCCAACUACUCCAAGGCAGUGCACCAGGUGCUGGACGUGGUCCAUGAAGUGCUGCACCACCAGCGGCGGCUCGAGAGCAUUUGGCAGCACCGCAAGGUGCGGCUCCACCAGCGGCUCCAGCUCUGUGUCUUCCAGCAGGAUGUACAGCAGGUGUUGGAUUGGAUUGAAAACCAUGGUGAGGCCUUCCUCAGCAAACACACUGGGGUGGGGAAGUCGCUGCAUCGAGCCCGGGCCCUGCAGAAGAGGCAUGAUGACUUUGAAGAGGUGGCUCAGAAUACAUACACCAAUGCAGACAAGCUUCUAGAAGCAGCGGAGCAGUUGGCUCAGACUGGGGAAUGUGACCCGGAGGAGAUAUACAAGGCAGCUCGACACCUGGAGGUGCGCAUCCAAGACUUCGUGCGCAGAGUAGAGCAGCGGAAGCUUCUUCUGGACAUGUCUGUCUCCUUCCACACACACACCAAAGAGUUGUGGACAUGGAUGGAAGACCUACAGAAGGAGAUGCUGGAGGAUGUCUGUGCGGACUCUGUGGAUGCAGUCCAGGAACUGAUCAAGCAGUUCCAGCAACAGCAGACCGCCACCCUAGAUGCCACACUCAAUGUCAUCAAGGAAGGAGAAGACCUUAUUCAGCAGCUCAGGUCAGCGCCUCCCUCCCUGGGGGAGCCCAGCGAGGCCAGGGACUCGGCUGUGUCCAACAAUAAGACGCCACACAGUAGUUCCAUCAGCCAUAUUGAAUCAGUCCUGCAGCAGCUGGACGAUGCCCAGGUGCAGAUGGAGGAGUUGUUCCAUGAACGGAAGAUCAAGCUGGACAUCUUCCUGCAACUUCGCAUCUUUGAGCAGUAUACCAUUGAGGUAACAGCAGAACUAGAUGCCUGGAAUGAGGACUUGCUCCGGCAGAUGAAUGACUUCAACACAGAGGAUCUGACCCUAGCAGAGCAGCGGCUACAGCGCCAUACAGAACGGAAGCUAGCCAUGAACAAUAUGACCUUUGAGGUCAUCCAGCAGGGUCAGGAUCUGCACCAGUACAUCAUGGAGGUCCAAGCUUCAGGAAUUGAGUUAAUCUGUGAAAAAGACAUUGACCUGGCAGCCCAAGUACAAGAGCUACUAGAGUUUCUUCAUGAGAAGCAACAUGAAUUGGAGCUGAAUGCAGAGCAGACCCAUAAGCGGCUAGAACAGUGCCUCCAGCUGCGGCACCUCCAAGCUGAAGUUAAACAGGUUCUGGGAUGGAUCCGAAAUGGAGAGUCCAUGCUCAAUGCCAGCCUGGUCAAUGCCAGUUCUUUGUCUGAAGCAGAGCAGCUACAACGGGAGCACGAACAGUUCCAACUGGCCAUCGAGUCCCUCUUUCAUGCCACUUCCUUGCAGAAGACGCACCAGAGUGCCCUGCAGGUACAGCAGAAAGCGGAGGCGUUGCUCCAGGCUGGCCACUAUGACGCCGACGCCAUCCGGGAAUGUGCCGAGAAGGUGGCCCUCCACUGGCAGCAGCUCAUGUUAAAGAUGGAAGACCGGCUGAAACUGGUCAACGCCUCUGUGGCAUUCUACAAGACUUCUGAACAGGUGUGCAGUGUCCUGGAGAGCUUAGAGCAAGAAUAUCGGAGAGAUGAGGACUGGUGCGGUGGGCGAGACAAACUGGGGCCAGCAGCAGAGAUUGAUCACGUCAUUCCACUCAUCAGCAAACACUUGGAACAGAAAGAGGCCUUUCUUAAGGCCUGUACCCUGGCACGGCGGAACGCUGAAGUGUUUCUCAAGUACAUCCACAGGAACAAUGUCAGCAUGCCCAGUGUUGCCAGCCAUACUCGGGGACCUGAACAGCAAGUAAAAGCCAUCUUGAGCGAGCUCUUGCAGAGAGAGAAUCGUGUUUUGCACUUCUGGACCUUGAAGAAACGGCGGUUAGACCAAUGCCAGCAAUAUGUGGUGUUUGAACGCAGUGCUAAGCAGGCACUGGACUGGAUCCAAGAAACAGGAGAAUUUUACCUCUCAACACAUACCUCCACUGGAGAGACCACAGAAGAGACUCAGGAGCUGCUGAAAGAAUAUGGGGAGUUCAGAGUGCCUGCUAAGCAAACAAAGGAGAAGGUGAAGCUUCUAAUUCAGCUGGCUGAUAGCUUUGUAGAAAAAGGCCACAUUCAUGCCACGGAAAUAAGGAAAUGGGUGACCACAGUGGACAAGCACUACCGAGAUUUCUCCCUGAGGAUGGGGAAAUACCGGUACUCCCUGGAGAAAGCUCUGGGUGUCAACACAGAGGAUAACAAAGACCUGGAGCUGGACAUCAUACCAGCAAGCCUUUCAGAUCGUGAGGUCAAACUACGGGACGCCAACCACGAGGUUAAUGAAGAGAAGCGGAAGUCGGCCCGGAAGAAAGAAUUCAUUAUGGCUGAACUCCUCCAGACAGAGAAGGCUUAUGUAAGGGACUUACACGAGUGCCUGGAGACCUACCUGUGGGAAAUGACCAGUGGUGUGGAGGAGAUCCCCCCUGGGAUCCUUAAUAAAGAGCAUAUCAUCUUUGGCAACAUCCAGGAGAUCUACGAUUUUCAUAACAACAUCUUCCUCAAAGAGCUGGAGAAAUACGAGCAGCUGCCUGAGGAUGUGGGACACUGUUUUGUCACCUGGGCAGACAAAUUUCAGAUGUAUGUCACCUACUGUAAGAACAAGCCUGAUUCCAACCAGCUGAUCCUGGAGCAUGCAGGCACCUUCUUUGAUGAGAUUCAACAGCGGCAUGGGCUGGCCAACUCCAUCUCUUCCUACCUAAUUAAGCCAGUCCAGAGGAUCACCAAGUACCAACUGCUCCUGAAGGAACUUUUAACUUGCUGUGAAGAAGGGAAAGGGGAACUCAAGGAUGGCCUGGAGGUGAUGCUCAGUGUCCCCAAGAAAGCCAAUGAUGCCAUGCAUGUCAGCAUGCUGGAAGGGUUCGAUGAGAACUUGGAUGUUCAAGGGGAGUUGAUCCUCCAGGAUGCCUUUCAAGUAUGGGACCCGAAGUCACUGAUCCGGAAGGGGCGGGAAAGACACCUAUUCCUCUUUGAGAUUUCGCUAGUUUUUAGCAAGGAGAUCAAAGACUCUUCAGGACACACGAAAUAUGUUUACAAGAACAAGCUACUGACCUCAGAGCUGGGUGUGACCGAGCACGUAGAGGGCGACCCCUGCAAAUUCGCCUUGUGGUCUGGGCGCACCCCAUCCUCAGACAAUAAAACAGUGCUCAAAGCUUCCAACAUUGAAACCAAGCAGGAGUGGAUCAAGAACAUUCGAGAAGUGAUUCAAGAAAGGAUCAUUCACCUGAAAGGAGCUUUAAAGGAGCCAAUUCAGCUCCCCAAAACACCAGCCAAACUGAGGAACAAUAGUAAGAGGGAUGGAGUAGAGGAUGUUGACAGCCAAGGGGACGGGAGCAGCCAGCCAGAUACCAUCUCCAUUGCCUCUAGGACCUCCCAGAACACAGUGGACAGUGACAAGGAUGGCAACCUUGUUCCUCGGUGGCACCUGGGACCUGGAGAUCCUUUCUCCACUUACGUUUAGCGCGCAACCUGGGACUUGUCCCUGCAGCUCACCGGGUUAGCCGUGGCACCGUUGGGACCUCCCACCAGGACUCCAAUCACCCACUUCUCUUGAGACUGCUCUGGCAGGGCUGGUAUGGGGUGCAGCCUUUGCUCAGAGGGCAACCUGUUCCAAGCAAAAUCUGCCCACCUGGGCCUUGGGCUCACCCCGGGGCCUCCCUGCAUCUCUCCUGGGUGCAAUUUGAGGUUGCUGAGCUUCUCUCCAAAGUCUAAAAUGGUGGGGUAAUGGGGACUGUGACAGCCCCCAGGGCCCCAUGUACUUUACUCAGUUCCCAAUCUGAACACCAGGGACCCCCACACACACAUCCACCCUUGCUGCGCUGGAGGUCUGCAACACGCAUAAGUAGACAGGAUAGCUAGAAGGAGAUUUUCUCCAGAAUGAAUGUUUCUAUGAACAAUGCCCCCCCAAAAAAAAAUCCACAAAAAAAAAUCAUUCUACUCUAGCUUGCCUUUCCAAUUUCC